AUGGAUGCAGAUCUGCAUGUGAAUGAACUGAUGGAUGAAGCUGAGUCUCUUCAUGGCAGGAGGAGUGAACACAGUCUCCUCAACAUGUUGACUGAAACUCUACGGAGGCUUGGAGCUGUCAGACGCUGCAGAGACCAUCAUGAUGGGACGGUGGGUGGGAGGAGAUGCACAGGAGAGGAACCAGGUAGUGGCGGAGGAGAGGAAAUACAGAGAGGCAGUGAAGGAGGGAUGCUCAGUCCUGCACAAGACGAGGAAGACGAUGAGGAGAGAAGAGGAAAGGCUGAUGAAGAGCAGGAGGAGAGAGAGUGCAAGCAGAGAGUCCUGGAAGCGUUGAGGGAGCUGAGUGUUUUUCAUUCAGACAGAGUGACAGCGUGGAGAGGAGUUCUCGGAGAAUGGGCCCACAGGUCUCCACCAGGGGGCAGUGAUCAACAACAUCCGUCCACAACAGAUACAGAAUGUAACGUCACACCUCGCUCAGACUCCUUCAGUGAUACUUUUCUAAAUGUCGGGGAGAAUAUCGAGAACAUUAUGGACAAACUGAAAGCAAUAUUAGCCAAACUGGAUGAAGAGAUCCUCAGAUUAUGUGCAGAGGAGGCCUCGACUGUGGAUGCAGCACUCCAGGAGACCAGAGAUCCAAAAGGACCAGAGCCACCUGAGGAUGACAACAAUCACCUUAACCCCUGUGAUCCCAUUGAAUCUGACUCUGUGCAUAAACAGGCUGAUGACGAUGGUGAUGGAGAUGAUCAAAGUCAUACAAUGCCAUUACCAGGCACUGAACAAGCAUCAGACUCAAGAAUCAGCAGUUCUGUCUGCAAUGAUGUGGAAGAGGCAGAGAAAAGAAUAUCUGUCAAAAGAGAGAGUCAGACAGAUUUCCCGGAGGAGACAGAAAAGGACACAAAUAGGGUAAACAAGGAAUGGAUCACAGUAGGGCUCACUGGUAAACAGGAGGACAGUCAUUCAGAUGUACCAGACACAUGCUUUAUCAGAGCACCCAAGGGUGCGGCUGAAGUCCUGAGAUGUGAGGUGGCCGACCGCCUGAGCUGCCUGAUGGUGACCGGCUCCGAGGAAUUGGUCAGCAGAGUGAUCAGGGUCAAAGUUCAGGACGGAGCAAACGUCCACUUCCCCGUGACUAUGGCUGUGCCUUUCUGCGCUCGUUACCGUGGCAACUACAGGGACGUAGCUGUGAAGAUAGUUGAUGGGGAGAGGAGGGCAAGCUACGUCACACCAGUAACCACAGAGGGCACGUAUGGAGGGCAGAGGGGCUCAUUUGCAGAGGUGAGGGUGUACUCCCUGGGCCUGUUUGCAGUGGUUUCCUGUUUGAAAAGAGAACAUUACACAGUUCCCAAAAAGGGUUUGUCACUCAAGCUGCCCAUGGACCACCGAAUCUGUCUGAACUACCUCCCAGCAUCCUUCACUGCUCCAGUAAUGGCACAAACGAUGAUCCAGCCGGUAGAUGCCAUUCUCCUGGCGACCGUCAAGUCCAGAACAGAUGCUUAUCACUCGGUGGUGUCUACGAGUCCACUGCUCUACCUCACCCACCCAUCAUCUCAGCCCCUGAGGAGACCCCUCACUCUCACCCUUCCCUGUCCCCCAAACCCUGACAAGAAGAGGCACACAAGGGGACAAGAGGAGGAGCAACACCACCAAACUCGGCCUGUUAGUGCUUCUUCACCAUGGGAUCAACCUGCUUCCCACAGAAGGAGAGUCCUGGGUGCCUCUGUGAAGUCUAAGGAGAUGUCCAACGAGCUGCUGAUUGUUCUGGGUUCAAGAGACAAACAGUGGAGCGUCCUGGAUAAAGUCACAGUCAGGAACCAGCAAAACGGACUGGUGUCCUUUGAGCUGACAGACAACUUUGACAGACUCCUGGUGGUUCGCCUCCUCUCUCCACUACAGCCUUGUCAUCUGGCCUCCCUGGCGGUGGAACUGGAGGAGUCGGUCCGCUGCCACGCGGUUACCGUCGUCCUCCAGCGUAAACGGGAGGAGCCUCGGGCCGUCCUGGUGGCCGUCCUGCCCAGCAGGGACCUCGGCUGGGAGCUGUCCAAACUGCAGUCCCAGGGCUACAGCGGCCUCUCGGAGACCACGUCGGAGAUCUCCAUGUGUGAAGGGGACCAGCUUCUCCUCCGUUUCAGCGGCAACAUCACCUCCACUGGAACUCCAAACGACCGACACGACCUCCCACACGAGCGGAUCACCUUCCACAAUCAGCAGAAGAAUCACCUCUUGGUGCAUCUAACUGAAGUGGACCCAUUUGGGAACUACAGCUCACCCCACUACAAGGGCACGGCCAUGUUUUAUAAGGUCACCAGAGGUCAGCUGGAGUGGCGAGGUGACGGACCAGUACCGAUGGACACAAAGCUUCUGGGAGAACCCGUCUGUAAGCUGUCUCUGACUUUACCUAAGAAAGUGAGAACCGUUAAUCGACCAAUCACAGUCAGGGUGAAGUUAUGUGAGGAGACAGAUUCCCUGUCCGACUCUCUUCUUCUCUGGCUGUCCGCGGAGCUCUCAGAGGAGGAAGUAGCACUCCUGGUGCUCUCCCUGCGUCUCAGACGAAGCUCAGCUCAGCUGGUGAAGCUCCGGGCCGGUGACAGCCUGUCCAGCCAGGCCUUCCAUGUCCUGACCAUGUGGAGGAGGGGGCUGCCCGCUGCCACACACCAACCCAAGGCCUCUCAGCUGGCUCACUGCUUAGCCAAGAGCGGCAGGCCGGACCUGGCCAGGGAGCUGCUGCUGCGACAGGCUGCAGCCACCAGGCAGGGCGCUCUGAAAUAA
Anoplopoma fimbria (sablefish) is the source of this 2766-nucleotide messenger RNA. RefSeq names its product death domain containing 1 (gene dthd1). The coding region runs from base 1 to 2766 and encodes 921 amino acids. The transcript is spliced from 10 exons. Lineage: Eukaryota; Metazoa; Chordata; Actinopteri; Perciformes; Anoplopomatidae. The record is from RefSeq and is a predicted model, not a curated record.